Molecule: messenger RNA, 2280 nt
Organism: Xylona heveae TC161
Lineage: Eukaryota; Fungi; Ascomycota; Xylonomycetes; Xylonales; Xylonaceae
Exons: 5
Coding region: 349-1929 (526 amino acids)
Biological process (GO): ubiquitin-dependent endocytosis
Cellular component (GO): cytosol; cytoplasm; plasma membrane
Molecular function (GO): ubiquitin protein ligase binding; protein-macromolecule adaptor activity
Source: RefSeq, a predicted model, not a curated record
GUGCUCGGUGCACUUUGUUCACUGCGCCCUUCAGCUUCUUACUCAUCGCUGCCCAUUUUUCUACUCCUCUUCCUUCUUUUGAUCUUGAGAACAUCCAAAAAUUGCCUUCUUUUGAAAUCUUUUAAACAAUACCCUACGCAUUAACAUUCCGAAGUAGAAUCAAGUGGGGCUUGACCGGGGAAUUUCAAUGGUGGACCUGACCGUCAUCUACUGCCUCAGCUGAGAUACAAGGACACCUACGGCAUUAUCACGGGGGGUUUCAGAUCCGUUCUAGCUGCAUAAUAGACCUACAAACCGAAUCGAUCUUUUUCUCUUCCUCGUCGUUCGACUCGAGUGUCUCUUUCAACAAUGGCGGUCCGCAUACAGCUUGACCGACCUUAUAACCAUUUUACCAACCUCGAUUACAUUUCCGGGAGAGUCACACUGAAUUUAACGAGCGACACGAGUAUAUCUGCGGUAGUAGUCAAGCUUGAAGGAGAGAGUCGAACUCGUCUGGCAGGACCGCGCACUCCGUAUAGUGAUCGCCCAGAUCGAAAAAAGACAGAACUUGAGAUUCACAAGCUCCUCUAUAAAACACAGACCGUUUUCCCUUCGAAAGAGAUCCAGAGCCAUACUUCAGGAAACUCAAGCUUCACUCUAGGCCCGGGAACUCACGAAUAUGCAUUCCAAUUUAAAAUACCUUUCAAUAAUGACUGCUUAACAUCUAAUAGCCUACAUAUUGCUGGCCUGCGGCUCGACAUGAUCAGCGACCCGAAUAUGCACGUGAAAAGGACGCUUCCACCAUCGCUCAGUGGGUUUCCAGGCGAGGCUGAAAUUAAAUACUACGUCAAGGUCACAGUUGUGCGUCCGCAGUUCUACAAGGAGAAUUUUAGAGAUUUCUCCGACUUCAAGUUCUUUCCCAUUGAGCCACCACGACAACCGGCUACCAAGGAGGAGCGAUAUGCUCGUCGCCAGCACAAUUUUACCGCCGGUCUGGCCCCCUAUCCCAAGAAGAAAGGUCUCUUUGAAGCUCUCAAGGCCCGUAAUAGCUCAGCUGCAUCUUUGACCGCGCCCCGCGUUUCCGUAGACGUGCGAUUACCAAAUCCUCCCAUCUUAACCUGCAACGAACCACUUCCCAUUCGAGUCAUUGUCCAAAAACAAAACGAGUCGCCAGAAGUAAUAUUUCUUCAGAUGCUACAAAUCGAGUUGAUUGGAUACACUGAUAUCCGGGCUCACGACUUGCGCCGCACGGAAGUAGGCAGCUGGGUGAUACGGUCUGUGAGCAACCUGGCCAAACCACUAGGGAGCCCUACCGACCCCGCUGGAAAGGACAUUGUUGUGGACAGUUCUCUUUGGGACCGACUUCCGCUUCCAAACACCGUCGCACCGUCAUUUCAAACAUGCAAUAUUGCGCGUCAUUACGAAUUAGAGGUCCGAUUGGGCCUGUCAUACGGCACGCCAGGAAAUAUCAAGCCCGAACUCAUAGUGCUUCCUCUCCGGCACCAAGUCGAAGUCUUUUCUGGCAUAGCCCCGCCUGAGGCGCUUAUUGCCGCGAUGCGUGCCGGCGCCGGAUCACUCGCGGCGGCCGCAACUGCAGCUACUGCCAAGCCAUCUCUCCAACAGCCUCCCAUGCCUCCCAAUUCCCUCCCACCCGGCGGCCCCUCCGUUCCUCCUGCAGCCGGGCCUGGUCUUGCCCCCAUUUACCCUGGCGGACCACCAAUGCCUGAAUCGCCCGUCACGCCUUCAUACUCCCAAUUUCCGCCUCAAGCUGGCGAUGCAGGGACCGCUAUCCAUCCACCAGUCCCGGAUGUGGCGCCACCAAGCUACGAAGAUGCCAUGGCCGAUGAAAUUGGUCCCGUGGAUGGCCCGAGAAGAGACUACAAUCCUCCUCCUAGUCCACCGGGUGGUGGCAUUGGCAAUGGCGAUCGAAAGAGUCGGCUGUCAACAUAACGGCAUUUCGGUCGCCACUAAAAAUUGGUUGCUGGAAAAGGGCGUUCCCCCGGAUGCUUUGAGGUUUUUCAAUGCAGCGGUAUAGCAUGAAUUUUUGCUUGUUGAAAGACUUUAUUUCGUCAUUGAUACCUUGUCCGUUUUCAUUUCUUCUUACGAACCCGAACCCGAGUGGCGUUUUACAAGAACAGGAGGUGUUUUUAGAUAGCCGUCAAAAGCAUUUAUGUUGCAUUUGAAGCUCUUUAUUCCUUUGUAUUAAUACUUGCUUAAUACCUUCACUUCUCGAGAUCAUCUUUUAUCUUCAUCAAGAGAUUUAUACUUCUUAUUCUAUUCAUGUAUACAGACAGAUCAGCC